Molecule: messenger RNA, 3165 nt
Organism: Hippoglossus stenolepis (Pacific halibut)
Lineage: Eukaryota; Metazoa; Chordata; Actinopteri; Pleuronectiformes; Pleuronectidae
Gene: adrb3a
Product: adrenoceptor beta 3a
Exons: 2
Coding region: 555-1895 (446 amino acids)
Biological process (GO): positive regulation of heart contraction; adenylate cyclase-activating adrenergic receptor signaling pathway; norepinephrine-epinephrine-mediated vasodilation involved in regulation of systemic arterial blood pressure
Cellular component (GO): membrane
Molecular function (GO): epinephrine binding; beta3-adrenergic receptor activity; norepinephrine binding
Source: RefSeq, a predicted model, not a curated record
AGCCACUCUGGUGCACUCUGGUGGUUUUUGCAGCAGCGUCACUUCUUGCUUGAUCUCCAAACACUCCAAACUGUGGCAUUGUGGCUCAAGAUUUCAGCGAAAAACAAACUAAUCCCAGUGGAUGGGUUUAAAUGGACAAGGCGGACUUUUCUUCUAUGAAACUUUUUUUCCCUCCACUUGAUAUUUGGACUUUUUUCUUGGAUUCUCCAAAGUGCUGCAACUCCAUGAACUAAUAUUGUUUCAGCAUUAUGGACUGUUUGGAUACAUCUCAUUAGGAAUCAUGCGGUUGCUGUCGUUGCUGUUGUCUCGACCAGAAGAACUUCCACAAACAAGCACAUCUUUGGAAACAUGGAGCACCUCCACUGGCUUUUGAACAGAGUCAAACAAGACUCCCAACGUGUGAAAUGUAAGCAGUGACUACAAAGUGAAGAGUAACUUUAAGUUUUGGUGAGGAAAACUUCAAUGACUUUAUUUUGACCAGAUGCUUGUAAAAAGUGCUCAUUUGACAGUUUUGUUGAGCUUGACGUAAAAAACAAAUUUUCAACUGGUGAAUAAUGGAUGGAAACCUGAGUACUACAGCAUCCUUGGGGAUUAACGCAACAAAAUCCUACCACGACGCGGCAGGACCCUGGAGCCUCAUCAUACUGGUCAUCAUCAUACUGACCAUAGUGAUGGGAAACCUGCUGGUCAUCAUCGCCGUAGCGCGUACGUCGCAACUACAGACAACGACAAACAUCUUCGUUAUGUCCCUAGCGUGUGCGGACCUCAUCAUGGGGGUCCUCGUGGUGCCUCUCGGGGCCACGAUCGUGGUGACAGGUGACUGGCAGCUUAGCGACACGUUUUGUGAGUUCUGGACUUCCGUGGACGUCCUGUGUGUGACGGCGAGCAUCGAGACGCUGUGUGUCAUCGCAGUCGAUCGGUACAUAGCCAUCACAAGGCCGCUGCGAUACAAGGUCCUACUCAAUAAGUGUCGUGCCAGGGUCAUAGUUUGUUUAGUGUGGGUCGUGUCUGCCUUAAUUUCCUUUGUGCCAAUUAUGAAAGGGUACUGGCGAGCAGUGGAAGACCUCGAGGCACAGAGGUGCUACAACAACACUGCAUGCUGUGACUUUGUGACCAACUGGGCCUUUGCUAUUAUAUCUUCUAUAGUGUCUUUUUACAUUCCACUGCUCAUUAUGAUAUUUGUGUAUGCAAAAGUCUUUCUAAUAGCAACACAGCAAGUCAAGCUCAUAGACAAGAAUCGCAUUCGUUUCCAGAAUGAGUGCACCACAGGAAAGAUACAAGUUUGCCCUAACAUCAACAAUAUCCUGCCCUCUGCAUGUGCAGGCUCAGGCAGCUGCAACAGUGUAGUGAGUAGAAAGAGUGCCAAGCGCAGGCCGUCACGGCUCAUACUGGUCAAAGAGCAUAAGGCCCUCAAGACUCUGGGUAUCAUCAUGGGGACCUUCACUGUGUGCUGGCUCCCGUUCUUUGUCGCCAACAUCAUCAACGCUUUUAACAGAGACGUUCCCCCCGAGAAGAUCUUCCGACUGUUGAACUGGCUGGGUUACAUCAACUCCGGCCUCAACCCCAUCAUCUACUGCAGGAGUCCAGAGUUUCGCACUGCGUUCAAGAACCUGCUGGGCUGCCCGUGGCUGUCCACUCUGCAGCUCAAUACUUUAUAUAAAGAGCUGCGGACGCGCUGCUCCUGUUUUCUGUGGCAAGCUGAGUCAGGCACAGCUGGAUCUUUCCAAAAGUCCCCGAACAGUCGGACUGAGGGCAACGAGAGCCUGGCUAGUUGGCAGGGAAGCAGCAAAAGCGAGGCGGCUUCUCCUGGUCCUCUGCAGUCCAACGGCAGCACACAAUUCAGUGACUCAGAACCAGAAACCAAAUUCUUCACACUGCAGGAAAAGGACGGAUGAAGGGGGAAACGUCGAGCUGCUGAAGCAAACUACAUGUUCUCCAGCUGUCUCUGUGACUCCUGCAAAGGCUGAGACCAACCAUUGGUGAGGACAAGCUGAAGAAGAGUGCGACUACUGGCCCUGAUAAACGCAGCCGAACCCCAAAGAGCUGGAUUGUCUGUAGAGAAACAGAAAGGAACACGGUGACUGGCUCUGUGCACAGGAGAUAGCCGGCUGUGAGUCAGCACAUUAGCUGACACCGGUGUCGUCUCAAUGCUGUUUGCAAAAGAGCGCCUGUUCCUGAAUAUGAGACAAUACUUAGCUGUGAGGGUUAAAUGUAUUCCAGUGAGCCUUUGGACACAGCGCAUGUCGCCUGUAGUCUAAAAAAUAAAAGCAUAAAAUUGUUUUGUAUAAUAUAUUAUCUUGUAAGUUAUCUAUUUAUGAUACACUGAAUCUGUAGCAGGGUACAAAAGUUGCCUUAUCUGAAACAAGGUAAAGCUGCCAUUACUGUCUAGUUAAGAAAAAAAUAUUUUUACUAGUGUAAUUUCAGCUAAACCAAAGGGCUGUGCAUUCAAAUAUUCUGGUGUCUCUUUUUCGUCUUAAUCUUUCUGUUUCGAGCCUGGACUCGUACAAUCGUUAUCUUGCUUAAAUCUCCUAUUGUCCACUGGUUCCCAAACUGGGGGGGGGGGGACUCCCUGGGGUGUCACAACACAGAGGGAGGGUCGCAAGAUGAUUUCCAGACAUCAAAUACCAUUUAAAAACAAUUCUUAUUAACACAUCAUAUCAAUUAUUGUUCCAAAAGCUAAAUAAUAGAAGCUAGAUUUAAAUAAUCCAUGGGUGAGUUUACAGCACCACACGAAACACUGCAACAUGUGCACAUAGCUGAUUUUUUGUGAUAAUGGGGGUUGAAAGUCUCAUUGUUAUUUGGGAACGUUUGGGAACCUCUGUCCUCGUCUUAAUCAGUUUAUGUUGUAGCUAUGAAAAAAUGGCUCAAAUCCUACAUCAGGAGAUCUCAAGCAAAAUUCAUUAGGAUUUAACCAUCAGUAUGUGCAAGGUACAGUCCAGCUGCAGCUAGACAUGAUAUUAUCCAUCCGCUACAUGCUGUGUCUCUUUGGUAAGUGGCAGUAUAAGCUCAAUAACACACUCUGAAAUGUCCAGAGAUAGACAAAUAAUGAUUUGAUCAUGGGCUUGACAUCAUCCAUUAUUUUGUUGUACUGGGACACUUUGUAAUGCGUUAUUAAUUACAUAACAUCAUCCGUCGCAAUGAGAAAUAAAGUAUUAUAAAACUGUG